AUGCAGGCUUUGGCUGUGUCUGCUCCACAGGAUCUGAUUAAAGUGUUGACAAAUGAAGCCAACGAAAAUUAUCUUGGCUCGGUCACUCUAUUAAAACAAUUGACGGUUGCUGUUGUAAGUACAGUUGUAUAUUAUAAGGAUGCUUUUCCGGAGGACAGCUAUAAUAUAGAAAAGUUUAGAGAACUUAAAUUACGAAUAUUGAAGAUGAAAUGUCGAGAUGAAUCUGCUCAAUUCCUGAGCACAGCGUUAAUAAAUGCUUUCGACGCAUUUGAUAAGAAAUAUCUACAACGCCUAGCGUUGUGUUUCUACGAUGACGAAUGUAGGCCGGAGAAUUUGGUGGACUAUCACAUAUUUGAGUACACGUACCACGAGGCGGGUGCGAGCUUGCGCGUGCAGUCGGGGCGCGGUAGCAAGCGCGGCCUCGACGACUGCACUUACGCCAUGCUGCAGAGCUGCAUCGUCUACAACAAUGGCUACCAGAAAAAGUUGCCAACAUCUUUCGAUAUAAGCUUGAGACUUUAUUACAACGAAGCGGCACCGGAAGACUACCAAGCGCCAGGUUUCCAUUGCGGUAACGAGUUCGAGGAUCAUUUGUCGCAACUGGACAUGUCGACUUACUUGUUAGGGCAGGUCGACACGCCUUACCAUGGCUUACGCGUCACCUCUUUCUUCAAGGAGGACCUGGGAUCCAGUAACGAGGCUAUCGCCUCGCAAAAUCCCCCAUUGAUGACACAAACUCAAGAUAUUUCCGCGUCUUCGUCUCCAGUGGGUUGUGCAGGGUUGAAGGGUGUGCUGGUCUGCCCCUGCGGCCUCGACAGUGACGAUCUGACGCGUGACGUCACCUCCCUCAUCACUUGCGAUUACUGCAAGACGCAGCAGCACGCGGUAUGCUUUGGUCUAUUGAGGGGUGGGAGCGGGGGCGGGCACUGCUGUGCGACAUGCGCAGACGCAGACCCAUCUCGUCGUCCCACCUGCCCCCGUCUGGCCACACUGCACGACAAGAGAGAGGUACCACCACUUACAACUUACAUUAUCUUAUACACAUUGACUACAAUUACAUAUGAAUUAAGUAAUUGUGGAACCCCUCUUCGGGUUAAGACCUCCUCCAAAGACGCCCAUUUCUCUCUAUCCUGCGCCACCUGUGCCCAGGAACUUAUCCAGAAGUGCAGAAUGCGCCUGGUGCUGGCGUGGUGCAGUGCGCGCGGCGCUGUGAGCCUGGCGCCGCUGUGUGCUCUGGGCCUGGCGCAGCGCCAUGUGCUCCGUAUGCUGCACUAUCUGCGCACCAAGCAUGUGCUCGCACACGACGACUGGAACGUACCGCAAAAAGUGAACGAGCCGCGGCUGCGGGAGUUGAUGGCGUCGUUCUUCUCCGACCUGAAGUCGGACGUCGUGGAGCGGCUGCUGGAGGAGACGUUCGCAUCUCAGGAGAGCCGCCCGGACUCCGCGCCGGACGUACUCAGCCCUUCACAGAUGGCGAGUCUUCGCGAGGCUACAGGCGUCAGUCGCGUGGUCAAGUCGCAGCCGUCGACCGCCGCCAGCGAGCUGCUGCAGCAAUACCGGGAGGCUUUGACCCCCACCCUGGGGGAUGAUCCCCUCGCAGACACGCUGGCCGACAUGGGCCUCGGCAGCAACAAGCGGAAACUGGAACCAGACACCACCACUCUCCGGUCCAUGGUCAAAUCUAAAAGAUCUCGGAGGACGUUUGAGUAA
Papilio machaon (common yellow swallowtail) is the source of this 1710-nucleotide messenger RNA. RefSeq lists its product as uncharacterized. The transcript has 11 exons. Bases 1 to 1710 code for a protein of 569 amino acids. The record is from RefSeq and is a predicted model, not a curated record. Lineage: Eukaryota; Metazoa; Arthropoda; Insecta; Lepidoptera; Papilionidae.